AUGUUUGCCAUAUAUUUGUUGGCUUUAAUUGCGUUCAUAAAUACAAAUGCAUUUCAUUUGAUAGAAAACAAUGAUAUCUACGAUGAAGUGAGGGAUUCACGUAAUUUCACGGGAAAAGUAGUUUUGUUGACCGGAAGUAGUUCUGGAAUCGGAGAACAAACGGUGAAAUUAUUCUCGGCAUUGGGCGCCAGUGUUGUGGUCACCGGUAGGAAUGCAUCACAAGUGGAAACAGUGGUACAAGAAGUCCAACAAUUAUCACCUCAAAAGUUGAAACCAUUGGGAGUUGUGGCGGAUCUGACCAAAGAUGCAGAUAUUGAGCGUUUGUUCAAUGAGACAAUUAAGACAUUCAAUAGAUUGGAUGUAUUGGUCAAUAACGCCGGUGUCUUAAUACAGGGCAACGGAACUGAAAAAGACUUUUUGGAUAUUUUGGACAAAUCUUUGAGGGUUGACGUGAAGGCAUCCCUACAACUCAUACGACUGAGUGUCCCGUAUUUGCAAAAGACGAAGGGAUCGGUAGUUAAUAUCGGGAGCACUGUAUCCGAGAGACCAGUCAAAUCUGUGUUAGCCUACGAUUUAGCCAAAACUUCUCUGACAACGAUAUCCAAUGUAUUGGCCAUAGAGUUGGGUCCACAGGGUAUACGAGUUAAUACUCUGAGGAUAGGUCAACCCAUAGAUAUAGCCAAAGGUGUGGUAUUUCUGGCCUCAAGUGAUGCUGAGUUCAUAACCGGUCAUAAUCUGGUCAUUGAUGGCGGACUCAAGUAUAACAUGGACUCAGACUUUAAUGAUGUGGAUAAUAAUAAUGUGAGGGAUUCACGUAAUUUCACGGGAAGAGUAGUUUUGGUGACCGGAAGUAGUUCUGGAAUCGGAGAACAAACGGUGAAACUAUUCUCGGCAUUGGGGGCCAGUGUUGUGGUCACCGGUAGGAAUGCAUCACAAGUGGAGGCAGUGGUAAAAGAAGUCCAACAAUUAUCACCACAAAAGCUGAAACCAUUGGGAGUUGUGGCGGAUCUGACCAAAGAUGCAGAUAUAGAGCGUCUGUUGAAUGAGACAAUUAAGACAUUCAAUAGAUUAGAUGUAUUGGUCAAUAACGCCGGUGUCUUAAUAGAGGGCAACGGAACUGAAAAAGACUUUUUGGAUAUUUUGGACAAAUCUUUGAGGGUUGACGUGAAGGUAUCCCUACAACUCAUACGACUGAGUGUCCCGUAUUUGCAAAAGACGACGGGAUCGGUAGUUAAUAUCGGAAGCAUUAUAUCCGAGAGACCGCAAAAAUCUCUGUUGGCCUACAAUUUGGCCAAAACAUCUCUGACAACGAUAUCCAAUGUGUUGGCCAUAGAGUUGGGUCCACAGGGUAUACGAGUUAAUACUCUGAGUCCAGGAACUAUAUUAAAACCUGGAACACCGGACAAAUUAAUUAAGAAAAUUGUGAGAUUAACACCACUCGGAAAGAUAAGUCAACCCAUAGAUAUAGCCAAAGGUGUGGUAUUUCUGGCCUCAAGUGAUGCUGAGUUCAUAACCGGUCAUAAUCUGGUCAUUGAUGGCGGACUCAAGUAUAACUCAGACUCAGACGUUGUGAAUGUGGAUAAUAAUGUAGAUUAG
This is a messenger RNA of Oppiella nova, 1596 nucleotides long. The record is from the annotation of a GenBank genome assembly. Lineage: Eukaryota; Metazoa; Arthropoda; Arachnida; Sarcoptiformes; Oppiidae.